AUGGCUCUAAGACCCGAAAAGCCUGUGUGGAUGUCACAGGAGCAGUAUGAUAGACAAUACGGAGGAUUUGAAACAAAUAAAUUUAAAAAUGGCACGCCUACUCCAUUGGAAGAAGACCAACCAAGUGAUACACCAAAAGAUGAAAAGCCUUUAGAUCCUUCAGAUGCUUCCAAUUCAGAUGCAGUUUCAGAAAAACCAGUCUACAAAUUACAUAAACGUAGACAUCGUAAUUAUGAUAUUGAAGAGAAAAGGAAGAAACAGCAAUUUAAUAGAAUUAGGGAAGAACAGUUGAAGCUUCACGAAAUCGAAAUGACGGCUAAUAAAGUAGUAAAUGUUGAUCAGAUUGUCAGAGAACAUUAUAAUGAGCGUACUUUUCAUGCUAAACGAUAUAAUCGGAAUUUUUCUCCAAUUAUCAAGUUGCGCAAUUUCAAUAAUGCUAUAAAGUAUAUGCUUAUUGAUAAAUAUACUAGGCCGGGAAAUGUAGUUUUGGAAUUAGGAUGCGGGAAAGGUGGAGAUCUUCGAAAGUAUGGUUCAUGUGGUAUUUCGCAGUUUAUUGGUAUUGAUAUUUCGAAUGAGUCCAUUCGCGAGGCUCAGAGGCGUUACCGGAACAUGAAGGAUUUAGACUACCAGGUUAUUUUGAUUACCGGAGACUGUUUCGGAGAGUCUCUUGGGGUUGCAGUUCAAUCCUUUCCAGAAUGUAGGUUUCCGUGUGAUGUAGUAUCUACACAAUUUUGUCUUCAUUAUGCUUUUGAAACAGAAGAGAAGGCUAGAAGGGCUAUAUUGAAUGUGGCCAAAUCAUUAAAGAUAGAUGGUUUCUUUUUCGGUACAAUACCUGAUGCUGAAUUUAUUCGGUACAAGUUAAAUAAGUUCCCACCCGAUGUGGAGAAACCAUCCUGGGGAAACUCUAUUUAUAAGGUUAGCUUUCCGAACAAUGCAUACAAGAUGAACGAUUGUGAAUUUGAAUCUCCUUAUGGUAAUAUGUACACUUAUUGGUUAGAGGAUGCGAUUGACAAUGUUCCUGAGUACGUGAUACCAUUCGAAACACUGCGGAACCUUUGUGAUGAAUAUGGAAUGGAAUUAGAAAUGCAAAAGCCUUUUAAUGAGUUUUUUGUAGAGGAAAUACCUACAUGGAUGAAGAGGUUCUCGCCAAAACUAAGGGAGGGUUUACAACGCUCAGAUGGAAAGUAUGGGGUUGAGGGUGAAGAGAAAGAAGCUGCUGCUUACUUCUAUACAGUCUUCGCAUUUCGUAAAGUGAAAGAGCACGUUGAAAAGCCAUAA
Eremothecium sinecaudum is the source of this 1278-nucleotide messenger RNA. It is a transcript of the gene ABD1, whose product is annotated as mRNA (guanine-N7)-methyltransferase. The coding region runs from base 1 to 1278 and encodes 425 amino acids. Gene Ontology annotation, biological process: 7-methylguanosine mRNA capping. Lineage: Eukaryota; Fungi; Ascomycota; Saccharomycetes; Saccharomycetales; Saccharomycetaceae. The record is from RefSeq and is a predicted model, not a curated record. Gene Ontology annotation, cellular component: nucleus. Gene Ontology annotation, molecular function: mRNA 5'-cap (guanine-N7-)-methyltransferase activity. The transcript has a single exon.